UAUGCUUCUCAAACUGCACGCUCUCCACUUGCAGACCGUUUGGAUGCUAGACGACCAACAGGAAUAGAAUGAAAAUGGGGGACUUUCUAAAGGGACUGCCGUCAUACAAUGAAAGAAAUUUCACCCGUUUUCACGCUGACUCCAGUUGUCGUACAAGCCUUCAGAAACCAACAGUGUAUAUAUCUACUCGUGACUACCCUUCUGAUCAAGUAAUUACCACUGAAAGGACAAAUAUUCUUCUACGAUAUCUUCACCAGCAGUGGGACAAAAAGAACUGUGGUAAGAAACGAGACAGCACACAUGCCAGCCUUGACACAGCAGAUGUCACCUCCCCAACUAAGGUGCCACGUUUGGGGUCUACUGAUGAUAAUUCAUAGGCACAAAAAUAUCAUUAAUGAACAGCUCAAAAUUUGCAAAAGUGUUUUUUUUUUUCAUUACAAAGUGAAUGCUUUUCAGAGUAAUGGAAACUCUGCUUUGGUAAGUGUGAAGGAGUGCUAGCUGGUGGGAAAAAUGUCUUUUUACACCAUCCUUUCAGAAGCAAUAUUUAGAGAACAGGAAGAACUGCAUGGUGCACUUAAAUCUGCAGUCAGUGACUUCUGAAAGUAUAGGUUUGUUUGGUACAAAUUUGGCUAAAAUUUUUGAAGUGCUGGCAUAAUGUGCUGUCAAAUGGUAGGCAGGUCUUAACAAUUAUUCGAUCUAGUGUCUAUUCAAAGCAUAUUUUACCUUUGUCAUUUCACUCAUUUCUUUCCUUUUUUUUUAAAACUAGACAUGCUGGUGAAAUUGGCUGUAAAACAUUUUUUGAUUGUGAAGUGUGGAGUACAGCAUGAUUCUUAAAUCAUUUAUCUAAAAUACUUCUGUGUAUUUUUUGGUAUAUGUUGUAUAGUUGCUGCAUUAUGUGUACGAUUGUGUUUGUGGCAGUAUGGGUGCCUAUACAUGCUCAUUUACUUCUCCUAAAAAAAAAAGGGCGAGGAUAGACUGGUAGCUGGUGAAUCCUUUUGUGGGGAAAAACAAAUUAAAUUUUCCAGCAUAUUUGGUGUUCCUUGGACUUCCCGUUAUGGCAUUUUUUGGCAGAGUGCGGCAGCUGGCAUGCUGCAAAGCAACUUGAUGCCAACAGGUACUUAUGGAUCAGAAUGCACAUUAUUACAAAACUGAGUCACUAUCACAAAUUGAUUGGGUCUCCAAAUCAUAAAACAAGAUGAGUAUGUUUUAUGUUUCUUAAUUUGUUUAAUUUCCUGAAAGAGAAACAUCUGCAUAUACAGUUAAAUAUACAGUUAUUGUACAUCUGCUGUGAAAGCAGACCAGAAGCUGUCAUCCAUAGCAAUUUUUUGGUCUUUAGUAAUUCAUGUGCCCCUUUGCCAGUUUACAAAGCAAAUGUUAAUCCAUCAUAGAUCAUUACUUUUUGAAGUUAAUCUUGCAUUUACCAUUUAGUAAGCUCUGUCCAGUGAUAAGCCCUUAUCCAUCCCUAGAUGCUGAUCCACUGUGCUGUAGACUACUGAUUUUUGUUUUCACAUUGUUUAACCAAGGUAAAGCUUCAUUGAGUACAAUCUGCUGGGUAUGCUCAUGUGGCUGGCAGUUAUUUCUUACAAGUAGGUUUUAGAUUUGCUUUUUUAAAGGUCCUCGUUUAUAAAUGGUUUUGUGGAAGAGUGUAAAAGGGUGCAUGCAAACAGUGCAUUGAUGUAAAUCCUUUAGGGUUUUUUGGUGUGGUACAUGCAGAUGUUUGUUUGAGGUAAGGUAUAUUAGCAUUUCUGAAAAUAUUUCUAAAGACAAGCUUGGCUGCAAAAAGAUAAAAUGUGAAGUUUUAUGGUUCCAAGUUCACAUUAUAUUUCGGAUUUAGUCUUAAGAUGAGCUACUGAAAUAGCAGAUUUGCUGAUUUUUUUUAAGUUACAAUUUAUUUAUAUUUUCUACCUCACUGUCCAUUUCUGUAUGCAUAUAUGCAUUUGCAUGGGCAUUUAAGUUAACCAUUGUGAUGGUAAAAUACAACAGGUCUAAUUUUUUUCUUUGUCAGCGUACACAUGUCCAGGGUGCUAUAUGAAAAACGUGUUGAGUCCUGCUGCGAGAGUAGAUAAUUGUUGUGAAGGAUGCCCUGAAAAUUCUUUUUUUAAAGAGCUGCUCAGAUUGUGCAAGCUUUCUUAUUUUGUAUUAUGAAGUCUGUAGAUAUGCAAAGGGAUGUUAAUGAACAGUGAGCAAGUAAACAAAGGCCAGCGAAGGUAAAAUCUUUGGCAAAGAUUGGGAACAUAAAUAUAUAGGAUUUGUUUUUAAUUUUAUGGCAGUUUUCAGCCAUCGAAAGGUUUUGUUGCCAUUAAUCAUUGAAACUAAUAAUUGUUUUCUUUUACACUUUUUCAAACCUGAUUCUGCUGCAUCAGAUAUUAGUUUAAUAGAUUUGGGUCAGAGAAAUUUUCGAACAGUUGAUUAGUAAAGUUCAGCAGAUACCUACUAUGUGAUGGAAACAUCUUUUGAAUUUACAACAACCAAAGAUCAGAUAAUGGCAGUCAUGCUAAUAUAGUUUGUACAUGCAUACAUUCUUUGUUGCUUAAACUACAUCUUCAGGAAAUAUGAGAAAGUAUUUGAAGCUAUAUUCAUCAGCUCUGGAGAGCUUUUUAACUACAUACUUGUAUAUACUUCUUUCUUUCAUAAGUAAAAACAAGCCAGUGAGUUAUGGCUCCUCCUUAUGGUGUUAAAGUUAUAUGCUUAAUAACUAAGGCAAUUACGUAUGUAUCAGAAACUGUUGUUUGUUGAUAAAGCCUUGUUUCUGCAGCAGGUUGGUUUUCUCUUUUCCCCCCACAACACUUUUUUGUCUUGCUCAUGCCAAGUGUCCUUUGGUCUUUUUUAAAAAAUGUGCUAUGCCUAGCCUUGAUGUUCUGUAGUUCUUAAUUACCAAUUACCAAUACCUAGUCUUGAACACAUUGAAGAGUUUUGUUGGCUGGAUUAGGUUCCUCAAAUUUGGUCUCAGUGAGUGUAAUUGCAAGAUUGACUUUUUAAUGUUUACUUACCUUUGCUUGAAAUUGCAGAUGUACAUAUUAAUAGACUACUAAUUAUCGAUGUUAACUGUUUCUCCGCAGAGUGCAGCCCCUCUUGCAUACACAUGCUCAGCACUGACAACUCUGACCUCUGGUGUAUUUUAAAUUCUCUUCAGUAAGGUUAAAGGGAAAUGAGUUUAUGAAAUGUACAGGGGUGUUUGUGUGCACAUGUGGAGCACAUGUAUGGAAAUUAUGCUGUUGACACAUGGUCUUUAUCAACCAUGUUCCUCACAGUUUGCAUUGAUCAAGGUGUGUCAAGUCCUGUAACCACAGUAUUUCAUAUUUAUGCAUUUUUGGGAGGGGUGAAUGGGGCCAGUUCUUUCUCUUUGCGUCAGACCAGUUAAUGCUGGUCCCACUUUUGUGCCCAUUUUUUCUCAUUCUCAAGAGCAGGAUGGUACAGUGAGUAGAAGGAUGUGAGAAUGUUAAAGCAGUAUGAUGCUUAACUUCAGACUGGUAUUCACCUUAAUUAGCUCGUGUGUCAUUGUCAUACAAUACCUUGUGUGUGAGCCUAGUGCGUAUCAUGAACACCUACAAAAUAAAUUCUCAAGAAAAUA
Pomacea canaliculata is the source of this 3571-nucleotide messenger RNA. Its product is annotated as DET1- and DDB1-associated protein 1-like. Bases 69 to 377 code for a protein of 102 amino acids. NCBI's taxonomy places the organism in Eukaryota, Metazoa, Mollusca, Gastropoda, Architaenioglossa, Ampullariidae. The record is from RefSeq and is a predicted model, not a curated record. Gene Ontology annotation, biological process: positive regulation of proteasomal ubiquitin-dependent protein catabolic process. The transcript has 5 exons. Gene Ontology annotation, cellular component: Cul4-RING E3 ubiquitin ligase complex.